CUUUUUGGCCUCUGCGGGCCGCCGUGCCGCCUGCUCGCCUGGCGCCGCCCUAGGUCCGGAGGCUGCGCCGCUGCCGGCCAUGCCCGCCUGAGCGGCCCCACGGCAGGAGCACGAUGAGCGACAUCCGCCACUCCCUGCUCCGCAGGGACGCCCUCAGCGCCGCCAAGGAAGUGCUGUAUCACCUGGACAUCUACUUCAGCAGCCAGCUGCAGAGUGCCCCGCUCCCCAUCGUGGACAAAGGUCCCAUCGAGUUGCUGGAAGAGUUUAUAUUUCAGGUCCCAAAGGAGCGCAAUUCCCAGCCUAAGAGGCUGAAUUCACUUCAAGAGCUUCAGCUCCUUGAAAUCAUGUGCAAUUAUUUCCAAGAGCAAACAAAGGAUUCUGUUCGGCAGAUCAUUUUCUCAUCUCUCUUCAGUCCUCAAGGAAACAAAGCGGAUGACAACAGGAUGACCUUAUUAGGAAAGCUGGUUUCCAUGGCAGUAGCGGUGUGUAGAAUUCCCGUUCUGGAAUGUGCUGCAUCCUGGCUUCAGCGGACACCUGCGGUAUACUGCGUGAGGCUAGCUCGGGCGUUAGUUGAUGACUACUGUAAUUUGGUGCCAGGUUCCAUUCAAACACUGAAACAAAUAUUCAGUGUCAGUCCUCGCUUCUGCUGCCAGUUUAUAACAUCAGUCACAGCCCUCUAUGACCUUUCUUCAGAUGACCUCAUCCCCCCUUCAGAACUGCUUGAGAUGAUAGUCUCCUGGAUCUUUGAGGACCCCCGCUUGAUACUCAUCACCUUCUUAAACACUCCUAUUGCAGCCAACUUACCAAUAGGAUUUUUAGAGCUCACCCCACUCACUGGACUGAUCCGCUGGUGUGUGAAGGCCCCCUUAGCUUACAAGAGGAAAAAGAAGGCUUCUGUCUCAAAUGGUCACCUCGCCAGUAAAGCUGCCAAGGAGUCGGCCACAGGAGAUGAUAGAGACUGUCACCAGCUGUAUUCCAAACUGCAUCUAAGUGUCUUACAAGUUCUCAUGAUGCUUCAGGUGCACUUAACAGAGAAAAACCUUUAUGGCCGUCUGGGGCUAGUGCCCUUUGACCACGUGGUUCCACUUGUGGAGGAAAUAAACAGACUGUCUGAUGAACUCAAUCCACUUAAUGCCUCCAAAGAGAUUGAACUGGCUCUAGACAGGUUGGCUCAGGCUUUGCAGGUGGCCAUGGCAUCAGGGGCUUUGCUGUGCACUAGAGACGAUUUGAGAACUGUGUGCUCCAGGCUACCACACAACAAGGAUUUGGAAGCCAGCGAGAAGUCCUGUAGAGCUUCACAGAGCACCUGUGCUUUGAAGAGAUGCCUGCUCCAGCUGGUAAUAUCGGGUCCAGUACAACAGCCAACUCAUGGGGCUCUGCCACCAGGAUUCUAUCCUCACAUCCACACUCCUCCAUUGGGCUAUCCUGCUCAUGCAGCACACCCUGCAUUGCCUACUCACCCAGCGCUUCCUGCGCAUCCUGUACAGACGUUCAUACCUGGAAUGACAUUUCCAUACCGGCCCAUCCGCUAAAGAAUCUCACUUAAACUAUAACAUGGACCCAUUUUUCCAUGACUGGGGAAGCCUUACAGAGGAAGCCAAAUGUUUUAGGAACUAUAUUUUUCUUCUUUUUAAUUUAGUGCAGUUUGAUAUCUAGAAGAUGUUUUUCUACAGGAAUAAAAGCAAGGCAGAGUGGUAGGCAGCACUUACCUUAAACAAAGGCAGUUUCUUUAUUAACCCAUGUUAGUUGGAUAAAAGAAAAAAAAAUGAGUCCCCUAGAAUAUGUGGGAUUUUUAAAUGCUGAUUUAACUUCCUUUUUAAUGAACAAUACCACUGUAUUGCUUGGUCUGGUACUUAAGUAGCACACAUGUCUGACUGGUGAGACCAGCACCUCUUGUUUCUUUUUGAGAGGGCCAAAAAGAAAAUCAUCCAUAUGCUAUUUAUCUUUGUAAAUGUUUGUAUCUAUACCUACAGAGGGUGUAUACACUGUAUAUUUUUGAAAUUACAGCUGUCUGCUUCAGAAGCACAAGAUAGAAAAAAAAUUUGUGCUUCCUGUCACCAGGAAACAUUAAAGAGAAAAUUGUAAAAUGAACCUUUGCUUCCCACUUUUUCUCUUAAAUGUUUAGAAAAUCCAGCUCAUUAAGAUUGAUUAUAAGAAAGGGAAUGUAUGCCCUUUGCCACAGAAUUUAAUUAAUGCUGACUGGCAAAAAUGCUCACUGUAUAGUAGAUCUGCUAAAGCUAAACCAUUUGCAGCUGCUCAAGUGGUUCUCGUAAACAGCAUUGUCCGAUUGCUGCCAUUGUCCGAUUGCUGCAACAGAAUACAAAAUAUAUCCCAUUAAGAGUUGUGGUGCCUUCUUAGCAAAAUGAAAUGAGUGCAGUUCUCUUAAUUCUCUUUGGCUUUAAGAAGGGAGCUCUCUUUGUAGUAAGUUUCAGAUGCUAUGCUACUGAUCAGAGAAAAGCAUGAUAUGCAUAACUAUCUAUUGGUAGUUGUGCACACUUACUUGAAGCACAGGACAAACGUGGGGGCUGGGGUUUGGCACUUAAAAUGCACUCAAAUUCAAGAUAAAGCCUGAUGUUUAUCUAUCUUUUCCUAGUAAAAAAAGAAGCUUCAUCUGUGGAAGCUCCAAGUAGGUUAAAAGAUCCUGUUUGUGUAAUUAUUUUGGUCCUGAAACUAAAAAAUUACUAUGCACAAUGGAGUAUAAAAAUAAUUUUGAUGUUCAUUACAGCAUAUUUUAAGAGGUUACAUAAAAGUAAAAGUGGAGGUAGAGAGAGCUCUCUGUGUUUGGGGAUGUUAUCUGUUUUUGUGAUUUGAUUUUUUUUUUUUUUUUCAGUUCCCUGCAUCCUGUUUCUCAAACUUGUGCUCAGAGAUAGGUUCUUAAUUUUAUUUAUUUUUUAAUUAAACCUUGGAUUUCUUUUGAA
Molecule: messenger RNA, 2918 nt
Organism: Alligator mississippiensis (American alligator)
Lineage: Eukaryota; Metazoa; Chordata; Crocodylia; Alligatoridae
Gene: INTS15
Product: integrator complex subunit 15
Exons: 8
Coding region: 114-1532 (472 amino acids)
Source: RefSeq, a predicted model, not a curated record